Lingula anatina is the source of this 1006-nucleotide messenger RNA. RefSeq lists its product as uncharacterized. Gene Ontology annotation, molecular function: oxidoreductase activity. Lineage: Eukaryota; Metazoa; Brachiopoda; Lingulata; Lingulida; Lingulidae. The record is from RefSeq and is a predicted model, not a curated record.
GCAUGGCGCGACCUCAACCAAAACUAGAUGCAAAUCACACCAAGGGAAGAUUCAACUCGUGCGUGGCAGUAAUCACCGGGGGAGCCUCGGGUAUAAACAGGGCGUGUGUCAGUCGUUUCCUGAAUGACGGUGCGUCCGUGGCCUUCUUCGACAUCGACCAAGAUGCGGGGAAACAGUUGGAGUCAGAGCUUAAGGCGGAGGGGUUAGACGCCGCAUAUUACCAAGUCGAUGUGUCUAACAGGGACGCGUGUUCUAAGGCACUGGUAGACAUAGCAGACAAACAUGGUGGCAGCAUUAACUAUGUGAUAAACGGCGCUGCGUGUUUUAUUUUCAAGGGUAUGGACGCAUCCUCGUCAGACUGGGAGAAGACACUGACUGUGAACGUGGUUGGAUAUGCCAACAUGGUGCAGGCAUGUCACCCCUACAUGAAAAAAGCCGAGCCGGGCUGCCGCGCUGUCGUUAAUAUUGCCAGCAUCACCGGACAUAUACCAAAACGAAAUCGCUGGACAUACGACGCCAGUAAAGGAGCUGUCUUGCAACUAACCAGGUGUAUGGCACUUGACCUGGCUAAAGACGGAAUAAGGGUCAACUCGGUUUCCCCGGCAGUUAUAAAUACACCUUCGGCGGAGAGAAUCCAAAUGAACUUCACUGAGGCGCAGAGGGAGUGGUCGGCGGGUUGUCACAUGAUGAACCGCCAGGGGGAAUCUUCAGAAGUUGCCGCCGCCAUUGCCUUCCUCUGCAGCAGAGACGCUUCCUUCAUCACCGGCGCCGAUCUCCCGGUAGAUGGCGGCUACACGGUGAUAGGCCCUGAAAGGCAUGGGAAAGAUGGGCCAGAUUUCAGUGGAAAUAUUCCUGACUAGUUGAUAUAAGGGAGAAAACUUAAUAAUGAAUAAAAAAAUUAACUGAUUAUGUGUUGUUCCUUAUGAUUUCUCCAGUUUAACAUAAAAUGGACGCGAUCUCCAUCCUUACUGUAACUUAACUUCAACUGGGCUCAUAUGAGCUACUG